AUGACUGUCGGCUCCAACAAUCAGAAAAUCUCUUUCUUCGCCAGCGGAGGUUACAAUGAGACCUAUGUUUACGGAACGAAUGGAUUCUGUACAGAUUCCUACUCAUCGGGAGCAUGCGUAACAUUCCGUGGCGGAGCGUACGAUGCAUCGAAAUCGUCUACAGACAAGUUGAUCAGCAGUCGAAAGGAUAGUGAUGAUUUUAAAGCGGAGUGGAUGGAAGAUACUCUUAGCUUCGGUAUAAACACAUCGCUUUCUUUGUUUGGAUUCGGCGUUCCGAAACAAGACCUCAAUCAGGCCUUCACCAGCCAAUCACAGCUCGGCUUGGGCAGGAAUUCAUCGUUUUUACAAGCACUUGUAUCUGCCGGCGACAUAGGUACGAAAGUAUACUCCAUAUUUUGGGGACUCGUCGGUGGUCCCGCCGAAAAGCAGACUGGAGGGUCAUUGGUUCUCGGCGGUCUGGACAGAUCGUUGAUUUCAAAUCCAAAUGACAACUCCACAGCAUCACUGUUCCGAGGCAGCCGCUGUAGGACGGGCAUGGUAGUAAUGAUCAGCGACAUCCUUCUGAACUGGCCAAACGGUACCGACAUGAGCGUCCUUAUGGGGUCACAAUCAGCGGCGAUACAAGCAUGCAUAAGUCCUAGCUUCGCGGGACUAAUGACACUUCCACUAAGCUAUUACAAAAACUUCAGAUUGCUCGCGGGCGGAACACUUCCAGAUAACAUGACUGAUGCAAGAAGCCUUGGUAUUAACUACUUUACAAUGCUGUUUGAUCUGAGUAACGUUUAUUACGGAGGUCUGACGAUCCAGCUUCACAACAGCAUCUCAGUGAAGAUUCCCAAUACCGAACUCGUUACGAAUACAUCGGUGCGAAACGUCGUUAUCAAUUCCCUUCAGUCCUAUAAUGGCAACGAUCUGCCAGUCCUUGGCCGACUGUUUAUGAGCUCAGCCUAUAUAAUGGUCAAUCAAAAAGCAGAGAGAUUUUCCGUCUGGCAAGCGAACACAGGGUCGAGAACCCCUAAUGUAGUCGCAGUCGACAAACAGAAUAACAUGAUUAGCGAGUUUUGCACGAACUCGACGGGUAGAUCAGUCGAUGCUGCACCUUCGCCAACCUCUUCCGUCAACGUCCUAGUGCCACAAAAUGAAGCGUCAGAGCUAUCAGGUGGCUUAAUCGGCGGUAUAAUUGCUGGUGCAUUGGGAGGUCUAGCCCUACUUGGUGCCAUCGGCUUUAUUCUGUAUCGGAGACAAAGGCUAGGUAACGCGGCAAUAAAAGCAGUACGAGAACCAGAGUUGCAGACAAUACUAGAUGUAAAGUCGCCUACACUUGCUGUAGUUCGAGCGGUGCCUCAGGAACUUCCUGCAAAUCAGUACGAUAUAAGAGAGCUGGACAGUCGGACCGUCGGUAAGGGCAGAGAAUAUUAG
This is a messenger RNA of Bipolaris sorokiniana ND90Pr, 1419 nucleotides long. RefSeq lists its product as uncharacterized. The coding region runs from base 1 to 1419 and encodes 472 amino acids. The record is from RefSeq and is a predicted model, not a curated record. The transcript has 4 exons. NCBI's taxonomy places the organism in Eukaryota, Fungi, Ascomycota, Dothideomycetes, Pleosporales, Pleosporaceae.